Messenger RNA from Colletotrichum orchidophilum, 249 nucleotides. RefSeq lists its product as uncharacterized. The transcript has a single exon. Lineage: Eukaryota; Fungi; Ascomycota; Sordariomycetes; Glomerellales; Glomerellaceae. The record is from RefSeq and is a predicted model, not a curated record. The coding region runs from base 1 to 249 and encodes 82 amino acids.
AUGUCGAUUUUAACCACCGACCAAGCUGCCAAAACUAUAGUCCAUGACGCGGCAGGGCUGGGUCAUGAUACUGCUGCAUGUCUCCUGCUAGACUCUAUUGCCAACACGCAAAUAAUGGACAAAGACGGAAAGACGCCGAUGAACGUGGCGAUGAUGGCAGUUUAUGAGGCCAAGGUGAGGCUUUUCAUCAGCCACAAUGGUGCUAUCCUGAACCAACUAUACAACCGCUGCGAGGCCAACACCCGCUAA